AUGCUUAGAAACAACGGCUCUGUUGCGAAUAUUUAGUAAACGUAAUCUACGACUUCGUUGCUAUAAGCAUUGGUCAACUCAAGACCUAAAUCGUCUUAAAAACGAAUCCCGUCUGCCAAAAAUACGAUAGUGUAAUAAAAAAAUAUCCAACGAUGUGAUCCUAAAUUGUCAUUGCCAGAACCUCCAAAAUCAACUCGCACUCUUGACAGCGAUAAAAAAUAAUUACCACAGCAAUAAAAGAAACUUACACUAAUACAAAGAACCAUGUAAAAUAAACUCCAAGAACGCUAACGAAUCAAUAGUUCAGGAUAAAAAGAAGUCCAAAAAGAAAAAGAAGAGUCGCAGCAAACUAUUCCUGACAUUGAAAUUCCCAAAUAAGUGACUAUAUUUGCACUCUCAGAACAAGAUUAAAAUACUUCUGAGCCAAAAACUUCAACCCCAUUGAUCUCUCCUCCAAUAUCUGCUGCUCCCUUAUCAAAAUAUGUCAUGCGUCUCUCCAAGGGUGCUAAUAUCAUACCUAAAAAAUAGUCGGAUCGGAAAAGGAUGAACAGUCCGAUCAGAAGAGCUACCAAAGAAAAUAUUUAUACUCCUACUCCGACUAUGAGCAGAGAAACAAAAUUGAAAAUGAGGAGUGUCUCUCCAGAUAGGAGAUUAAUGCCUAAACAAAGCUUAGGACCUCAAUCACCUUACAAUGACUUUGAAUACUACAUGAGCUUCUUAAGAUAUUUUAAUAACAAAUAAUCGAAGAAUGAAAUCAAAUAAUUAUUUAACCCAAAAACAAAUUAAUACUUUUUGGACAUUUACUAAGAUCAUUUUUAACAAAGCUAUCAUGCACUUCAAUAUUGCAAAGAUAUUGUUAAGCCCUCUUUAAAUGCUAUUGCUAAUAAAAUUGCCAAUUUACCAGAUAAUAAAUUCAAAAAAACUAUCGUUUUUGAUUUAGAUGAAACUUUAAUUCAUUGCUAAGAAUCUAACGAUGAUCCCUCAGAUAUAGUGUUAACCAUUAAAUUUCCCACAGGAGAAACUGUCCAAGCGGGAAUCAAUCUCAGACCAUAUUGUAGGGAAAUGUUGGCCAUACUGAGUCAAAAGUAUGAAAUUAUAGUAUUUACUGCCUCGCAUGAAUGUUAUGCUCAGAAAGUCAUCAAUUACAUAGAUCCAGACAAAAAAUGGAUUCAUCAUAGAUUUUUUAGGGAGAGCUGUGUUGUUGUAGAUGAUGGUCUCCAUAUCAAGGAUUUAAGAGUGUUGGGAAAUAGAAAUCUCAAAGAUCUUGUCUUAGUUGACAAUGCUUCCUAUUCUUUUUGUUUUUAAAUAGAAAAUGGUAUUCCUAUCAUUCCUUUUUAUGAUAAUAGUUCAGAUAGGGAAUUGCAAUAUCUGACUACUUACUUGCUUGAUUUGAUGUAGGAUUAGGACAUCCCCUCAAAGAAUUUAUCAAAAUUCAAAACCAAUUUAUAUUAGGAAUUAACGAUUGAGCAUCUAUUAAAUACUAUUUGA
Messenger RNA from Paramecium tetraurelia, 1488 nucleotides. RefSeq lists its product as uncharacterized. The transcript is spliced from 2 exons. The record is from RefSeq and is a predicted model, not a curated record. NCBI's taxonomy places the organism in Eukaryota, Ciliophora, Oligohymenophorea, Peniculida, Parameciidae. Gene Ontology annotation, molecular function: phosphoprotein phosphatase activity.